This is a messenger RNA of Salvia splendens (bonfire salvia), 1079 nucleotides long. RefSeq lists its product as uncharacterized. Lineage: Eukaryota; Viridiplantae; Streptophyta; Magnoliopsida; Lamiales; Lamiaceae. The record is from RefSeq and is a predicted model, not a curated record. The transcript has 2 exons. The coding region runs from base 521 to 853 and encodes 110 amino acids.
AAUGUGGAUUUAAAAUUACAUUAAUUCGAAAUUAAUAUAACAAAAUUUAUUAAUCCAAUUAAUAAACUAAUUAGGGAUACUUUAUAAUUAAAUUGAUUCUGAAUCAAUGUAUACAAUCAAAUUGAUUCUGAAUCAAUGUAUACAGCCCAAAAGAAAAGCCCCAAUUCCUUUUCCUUCUCUAUUCUGUCUCACUGCAUCAACGAAUUAUCUAACCAAUUAGUAAACAAUCACCAAUUCCAAAUCAUCACUUGUGUUUCGAGCUUUACAUCCUCAAUUAUCCAAUCAAUAAAAUGGAUGCUAAAACAAUCAAAGAGGAGAAGGCUGAGGUAGAGAUCUGGCAGUAUGUAUUCGGCUUCACACCAAUGGCCGUAGUGAAGUGCGCAAUCAAGCUCGAAAUCGCUGACGCCGUCGAGAGCCACGGUGGCGCCAUGUCUCUGCCCGACCUCGCCUCCGCCGUCGGCAGCAUCAUGCGGUACUUGACCCACCGCGGCUUCUUCGAGCUCAACAAAUCCACAAAUCAAUGCUCCAACACUCCCUCGUCUGCGGAAUUUGCGCUUGCGAGAAGCCAAUCAGUGACUCGUUCCAGAUCCACGGCUGCAACCACUCCUACUGCACGCGAUGCGUCUCCAAUUACGUUGCGGCGCGGCUACAGGAGAGCAUAGCCGCCAUCGGCUGCCCCGUCCUCAGUCCCCGUCGAUACGACGCCUCUACUCUCAGACCAGAUCUUCCGCCCCACCGUCGCCCUCGCUCCCCCCGCCUCCGAGAAGCAGCUGCCGAUCAAAUCGAGGAGUUGCAGAGAGAUUGGGGGGAAGUUGGUGUUGAAAAGAGGUGGCUGCUGACUUGUCCUUAUUGAGCACUUAAUGGUCCUUGCAGGUCUGGUCUUUAAGGGAUGGAGAGAAGAAUGGGCUAUGGGUCUUGGGUCAAGGCCGUGGCUGAUGGCUCGGCUAGUUGGCCAAGAAAUGUACACAUCUUUUUGUAUUGUAGUUGUGUGGUUUAAAUCCAUUAUUUAAUCAUGAACUACUCUACUGAGCUUUGUACAUAGAAUACUCUACCUCUAUUAUCUUAUAGUGUAACUUUAC